AUUUGUGUGAAUGAGUUUGGUUUGACCGUUUUGACUUCACGCUUUAACGGUUUUACAAGUGACCGGUUUGACCUGUUGCCAUUAAUAUGUAUUGUAAUUUUAUGUUACUCAACAAAUUUUAUUUUUCAAAAGACACAGUUUCGUUCAUAGAUCAUACUUUCAUCUAGUGUCUCACAACAAAAAUAUUUUCCGUAACAUAAAUUUAACCCUUGUUUUUUUCAAGACUGUUUGAUAUUUCAUUUCUAUUUUUAACACCCAUCCAAACGUACUUUAUUUAUAGCGCACGAGAUUUGUCGGCUAUAAAUAGAUUGUACUAUCAUUUAAAGCGCACCUUUUCGCUGUUUCACAAACACUUUUUUCACAGAACGGACUAGAUCUACACCAUUAUAAUUUAUUUAGAAAAAUACUAUGGCGUCCUCAUGUGUAGAUGUAUACGUUAAACUUCCAAACGGCAAGGCGAUUGAGUCACAGCUUUUGCCGUCUGAUACGGUUCGCCUUAUCGCAGAGAAAGUUGCCAUCUCUGAGCACGUGCCAGUAAGUAGGGUUCGAUUGAAAUACCAAGGAAAAGUCGUCAACAAAUUAAAAACCAUUGGUUUUCUUGGGAUUUGCGCUGAAACAAUCUUGAAGGCUGAGAUUCUAUGUCCGAAAGACAUUUCUCUGGAAAUUCGCACGCAAGACGGCGGCUCUACCACGAUCGUUGCGCGGACGACGGACACCGUGGGGGAUCUCGGGCGCGUGAUCGAGGACCUCACAGGCAUAGGGCUGGACAAACAGGCACUUAAGUUCAGUGGAACGCAACUGAAAGAACAUGGAUCCCUGUUGUGUGACGAAGGAUUGACCGAUGGAUCUGUCGUGACGGUCGUCGUUGCGACAAACGACGCACCUGCGGACAAAGAUGGAACAGGAACCCAAGAAGAUAACGAACACAUUAAACAGAGUCUGUGCAGCAGCUUCAAUGUGUCUGGACGCCACGUGGAUGUCGUGUUUUGCUUUGACACAACCGGAAGUAUGGCGAGCUGCCUGGCCGCAGUGCGUGCAAAACUUCGAGAGUCUUGUCAACGGUUGCUUAGAGAUAUACCGAACAUGCGCAUUGGCAUCAUUGCUCACGGGGACUACUGCGACCAACACACGUACGUGGUACGUCACGUGGACCUCACUAAUGACGUCGACGUUCUUGUAGACUUCGCCAAUAACGUUCCGAGUACUGGUGGCGGGGAUUCACCAGAGGCAUACGAAUGGGCCCUCCGCCGCGCACACACACUUGACUGGUCGGAGAGCAGCGCAAAGGCAUUGGUCAUGAUCGGGGACGAAGUUCCCCAUCCGCCAUCCUACACGGACCAGGGGGUCUUCUGGAUGGACGAGCUGGACGUGCUCAUUGGCAUGGGGAUCAAGGUGUACGGCGUGAGAGCGCUCGAGUCUACAUCCUCAGAGCCCUUCUAUUUGGAGAUGGCCGAGAGGUCAGGCGGUUACUACCUAAGACUACAGAAUCUCAGCCUUAUAACCGACAUGUUUCUUGCUGUCUGCUACCGUGAGUCGGACAGCAACCAGUUGGAAGCGUUUGUAGCGGAAGUGGAACAGGAGGGCCGGAUGACAGAAAACACAAAACACUUCCUGGACGCGCUCGAAAAAACGAGUGACAAAACAGGACCAAAAGAUCGGCCAUCGACAGACACAACACGGGUAAAAUUAUUAACGCGCUACGUAAAGCAGCCAUGGUGGGACCCAACGUUGGACCAGCCUUCGGACAAUCACCAGUACGUCUAUGAUGUCACCUCUGACAAGUGGUCGGAAAGGAGAAGACAGUACCAAACUGCUGCCAGUUCUGCAACGCCUGUCACUCAUUCCAUGACCUUGAGAAGGGAACCUGUGAACAAGUCCUUGUUGAGAAGGGUACUGAGCGUCUUACGCAUCCGCAGGUCACGAUGAAUCGAAAGAAUCCACACACUGUUUGAUUCAAAUACUUAGAAGACAUUUGUGCGUGAUAAAAUGCACGUGGGCCGUGCUCUGUGAAAAAGGGGUUUAAUGGAACGACACUUUCUGCCUAAACUAGAAUUUUUCUAGGAAGUGUCUUUCAUGAAACGAAAAAUAUCAUAAAAACGGAAAGUGUCGUCUCUGAUAAGCCUGUGCAGUUCGCACAGGCUAAUCUGGGACGGCACUUUACGCACAUGCAUUAAACCCCUUUUACACAGAGAACGGCCCAUAUACAUGUAUAUAUUUAUGGAUUUGUAUUUUCCUAAAAAGAUUGUAAAACCUUAGGCCACUGUAUAUUGUACAACCAAAUGCUAAGGUUUACUACUGUACAACCAUGUGAUAGAUUUGCCGUUGAAACAUAGAGCCAAACUUGAAAACUGAACUUUAUCCGAGUAUCCUCAAUUAUUUGUCAGAAAUAGGAUCAAGUUUUGCGGACCGGCAGACAGACGGUCGUAGGGAAAACAUAUACUCACCUGUCAUUAGUUCAAAAAUAUGUAAAUGAAAAUAAAAGACUUUAUAUUAUAUACGUUAACAAGAUGAAAUGCUUUGAUACUGUUUAUCGAAAUGCAUUAUGGGUUAAAAUGUACAAAGCCAGCAAAGAAGGUAAAUUACAUAGAAUAAUAAAAAAUAUGUAUGAAAAUGUUAA
Molecule: messenger RNA, 2617 nt
Organism: Dreissena polymorpha
Lineage: Eukaryota; Metazoa; Mollusca; Bivalvia; Myida; Dreissenidae
Exons: 11
Coding region: 409-1926 (505 amino acids)
Molecular function (GO): protein binding
Source: RefSeq, a predicted model, not a curated record